This is a messenger RNA of Brassica napus (rape), 1023 nucleotides long. RefSeq lists its product as uncharacterized. Gene Ontology annotation, biological process: cell fate determination. The record is from RefSeq and is a predicted model, not a curated record. NCBI's taxonomy places the organism in Eukaryota, Viridiplantae, Streptophyta, Magnoliopsida, Brassicales, Brassicaceae. The transcript has 2 exons. The coding region runs from base 510 to 962 and encodes 150 amino acids.
UCUAAUUUUUUUAUUAAUACUAGAAAAUAUGAGAUUUGGAAGGAUGUGAAUUAUAUGAUACGUUUUAAAAUCAUUUAUAAUAGAUUUUUAUAUAUAGACAUCAUAUCUUCACAUAUUGUAAUUUUAUGAUUAAUUUUAUAUUUAAAAUUAUAUUAUCUAUAAUGUAUUUAGUUAUUUAGAUUGAUUUUAAUUAUAUUAAUAUUAAGAUUUUUCUUACUAUUGCUAAUAUUAAAAAAUAUUAAUUAAUGCAUGUUAAUAUAUUAAAUAAUCUGAUAUGUUUUAAAACAAUAUUAUGAGAAAUCUUCUAAUUAAUAUGAAAGUUAACAUAAGUUUUUCAAAUAAACAACACUAAAAAUUAGUAUAUGAGGAAUGCAAUGGGUAUCUGACUAAUAUUAACAAUUUCUCAAAUUAAUGGACAUUAAAUUAACUUCUAUUGGAUAACUAAUUGGUAUUUCACUGUUGUGGAUUCUCUUACUUUUAAAGCUGGUUUCUUGCAGUAUAUAAACCCUAUGCCUCCUUAUAUACAUCUAAGCAGCCACGGGCUUACUUCAUACUUAAUAUCAUUUCUGAAAUUCUCUGAUAAAAACUCUAAAGACCCAACAAUGGCUUGCAAACUCCUUUGCCUCCUCAUCCUCGUGACCUUCGUUUCUCAAGGAUAUGGGUGCGACCGUAGCAAUCUAACUCUGAAACAAUCAAAGACCGGCAACUUGUAUAAGGACGUAACAGAGUGGGAAGUGAGAGUGACGAACCCAUGUCCAUGCGAUUUCAAGAACGUAAAGUUGACGUGCACCGGUUUCAAAUCGGUCUUACCCAUCGAUAAAUCGGUGUUGUCGAAAUCUGGUAAAGACUGUCUCCUAAUCAACGGACAGUCUGUCGGGUAUAAAUCAGACUACGUCUUCAGAUAUGUGUGGGCCACUAGCUUCAACUUCAAGAUCCUCGAUGCCACAAUCGCUUGCCCUUGAAUUUGUUUUUAGCGCAUGAAAAUGAUGAUUUUGAUAUCUAAUAUAUCCAAUAUUAUCCACA